Molecule: messenger RNA, 874 nt
Organism: Oncorhynchus nerka (sockeye salmon)
Lineage: Eukaryota; Metazoa; Chordata; Actinopteri; Salmoniformes; Salmonidae
Product: vascular cell adhesion protein 1-like
Exons: 5
Coding region: 1-690 (229 amino acids)
Source: RefSeq, a predicted model, not a curated record
AUGUUGCAGGUGUUUUGGCCCGCUUUGGUCAACGAGAUUUGUCAACCAGUUACACUAAUAAAUACUACUUCAGGAUUGAGAGUCAGCCAUUCCGUGCAACAGACAAUAAAACAUUUGCCUUCCAGUCCCAUCAUUACUGUCUCAGGUGAGGUAAAGGAAGGGACCCCUGUCAGUUUGAACUGCUCUGCUGUCGCUCCCUGUCCCGAACACCCCCCUGAGCUGACAUGGACUCUCCCAAAACAGUUCACAACUGAGAACCAAUUGCAGGAGACUCCAGACCAAACCAAAUCAGUUCUCUCCACGGUGACCUUCACUCCGUCAUAUUUUCAUCAUGAGAAGAACAUCACUUGUACUGCAGUCUACCCAGUAGGGACAAGCAACAAGACAACUGAACAUAACAUGAUGCUUAACGUUUCAUUCUCUCCUAAGGACACCUCAGCCUCCAUCAGUCCAGCUGAUCCAGUAUUAGUGGGCAGCUGUGUUAAUCUGACCUGCAGCAGUACAGCCAACCCUCCUGUGACAACCUUCACCUGGUUCCAGAUCAGUGGAGAUAAACCAACACAGGUAGCAUCUGGACAGAGUUACACCCUCAAUGUGACUGUUGGUGAUGGAGGACUGUACUACUGUGAAGCAAGAAAUAAUAAAAAAUGCAUCUCAGCGCAAGAGGCGUCACUACAGUCCCUGGUUUGAUUCCAGGCUGUUUCACGUCCGGCCAUGAUUGGGAGUCUCAUAUGGCGGCACACAAUUGGCCCAGCUUUGGCCGGGGUCCAGGGUUCAUCACCACCAUGAAUCUGUUUGGUAAAAGAAGAAGACAGCAUGACAUCACACCUCUGGACCCUGGGUUCUGUAUGGAGUAUAAGAUGGAGUCUCUGAC